Messenger RNA from Rhinopithecus roxellana (golden snub-nosed monkey), 1785 nucleotides. It is a transcript of the gene COMT, whose product is annotated as catechol-O-methyltransferase. The transcript has 10 exons. Gene Ontology annotation, biological process: dopamine metabolic process; catecholamine catabolic process; developmental process. The record is from RefSeq and is a predicted model, not a curated record. Bases 568 to 1482 code for a protein of 304 amino acids. Gene Ontology annotation, cellular component: dendrite; membrane; axon. Lineage: Eukaryota; Metazoa; Chordata; Mammalia; Primates; Cercopithecidae. Gene Ontology annotation, molecular function: catechol O-methyltransferase activity; magnesium ion binding.
GCCACCGCCAUCGCCGCCAUUCUCGCGGGGCUUCUCGGGCGGCUGGGGCUGCCCGCCGCGCUGCCUGCGCCGGACCGGGGCGGGUCAAGUCCCGGGCGCGCCGCCGCGGUAGAGAUCCUGGGGGCAAAGGGCAGCUACAAGACCACCUGAGUCCCAGUGGGGAUUUGAGUUCUUGGUGACACCAAGUCAGCGAGGAGACAAAUUGGAAAUGUCAGUCUGAGGAGAGUGAGACAGGGUCUUGCUGUGCUGCCCAGACUGGUCUUGAACUCCUAGCCUCAAGUGAUCUACCUACCUUGGCCUUCCAAAGUGCUGGGAUUACAGUGCAGAGGGCGUGAUCAGCAAGGCUCCAGUAAGAAGGUCCCACGGAAGGAGCAGGAACACAGAACAGAGCGGGCAAGACAGCUCCACCAGGAGUCAGGAGUGAUUCCCCUCUAGGAACGAGGCGCCAGGAAGAAGAACUUCCAGCCCAGGAGCUUUUCAGGACCCGCCCUCUGUUUCCUCACUUGUCUGCUCUUUCGUCCUGUGAAACUGGGCAGCGGCCGGUGACAGCGCAGGGUCAGCCCUUGGAUGGCCAGAAAUAACAUCUGCUUUGCUGCUGAGCUCAGAGAAAGAGACCGCAGACCCCUCCCGCAGUCAGAGGGCUGGAAACUGCUCAGAGGUGCUUUGAAGAUGCUGGAGGCCCCACCUCUGCUGCUGGCCGCUGUGUUCCUAGGCCUGGUGCUGGUGGUGCUGCUGUUGCUCCUGAGGCGCUGGGGCUGGGGCCUGUGCCUUAUCUGCUGGAACGAGUUCGUCCUGCAGCCCAUCCGCAACCUGCUCAUGGGUGACACCAAGGAGCAGCGCAUCCUGCACCACGUGCUGCAGCAUGCGGAGCCUGGGAACGCACAGAGCGUGCUGGAGGCCAUCGACACCUACUGCCAGCAGAAAGAGUGGGCCAUGAACGUGGGUGACAAGAAAGGCAAGAUCGUGGACGCUGUGAUUCAGGAGCACCAGCCCUCCAUGCUGCUGGAGCUGGGGGCCUACUGUGGCUACUCAGCUGUGCGCAUGGCCCGCCUGCUGUCACCGGGUGCGAGGCUGCUCACCAUCGAGAUCAACCCCGACUGGGCCGCCAUCACCCAGCGGAUGGUGGAUUUCGCUGGCGUGCAGGACAAGGUCACCGUUGUGGUUGGGGCAUCCCAGGAUGUCAUCCCCCAGCUGAAGAAGAAGUAUGAUGUGGACACGCUGGACAUGGUCUUCCUCGACCACUGGAAGGACCGGUACCUGCCGGACACGCUUCUCCUGGAGGAAUGUGGCCUGCUGCGGAAAGGGACAGUGCUACUGGCUGACAACGUGAUCUGCCCAGGUGCACCAGACUUCCUGGCACACGUGCGCAGGAGCAGCCGCUUUGAGUGCACACACUACCAGUCAUUCCUGGAAUACAGGAAGGUGAUGGACGGCCUGGAGAAAGCCAUCUAUAAGGGCCCAGGCAGUGAAGCACGGCCCUGACUGCCCCCCCCCCCGGCCCCCCACUCAGGCUCCCUCACCCAGCCUGGUUCUGAGGGUGCCACAGAUGUGCUCCAGCUGACCUUCUGCGGCUCUGGGUUGUAUCCUAAAUGCAAAGCACACCUCGGCUGAGGCCUGUGCCCUGCCAUGCUGACCUCUCUGAACUGCAGCACUGGAUUGCUCUCCUUUUCUAAGACUCAGUCGUGACCUCUUUACUAACACCCGCUAGCUAUAUUAUCUUACAUACUAAUAUCAUGUUUUUAAAAUGUAAAAUAGAAAUUAAGACUGUAAACAUCUAGAUAUAAA